AAAGCAUAGCGUCUUUCAUGGUGGUUGUGGGGAUGCUAAAUAACAUUCCCUAAAAGUACUGUAUGGGGUUUCUUUAUUUGUUGUAUGUACGUCUCACCAGAAAAAAACUACAUUUCCCAAAGAACCCUUAUAAUUUGGCAGUGUUGCUGUCAAGGUGGAGCUGGAAUCCGGUCCAUGGAGGCGGAGAAAGAGGAGGUUAAUGUCAGUUUGAAACUGGUCGAAGAGGUAACAGCGGAGGUGGCAGUGAGGGACCGCAAUAUGUCUGGCAAGAUAACAAAGUCCCGUUCAGCCGCUAACGCGGAGGCGAUAUCUGGCAUGGUGUCAGUGAAUGAACGCAUUUUAAGGGAAUGCCAUAACUUGUAUACAGACAGCGAAAACGGACUGAUAAGGAUCGCUGAUAAACUAAACUUGGCCUUAUUGCCUCCUCGUAAGAAGAUUAUAGUCAUGCUGAUGGGAAACCACUCUGCAGGGAAGAGCACUUUCAUUAACUGGUAUGUGGAAGAACAUAUACAGCGCACUGGAGUUGCCAUUGAAACACAGGGUUUUACAUUUGUGACAAGUGGCCGAAAAAGAGAGUCCCUAACAGGCAAUGCAACUCUUCAUCUGUAUCCACACUUCAAGCCUUUGCAGGACUUUGAAGGUCUGUCUGAUUACCUGUGCACUGAGAUUUCAACCUCCAAACAAAAGAAGUUUAGCCUGGUGACCUUUGUGGAUACACCAGGUUUAGUCGAUGGCGAUAUGAAGUACCCCUUUGAUGUAGAUAAGGCUAUUCUUUGGCUUGGUGAACUGUGUGACCUGAUAUUCGUAUUCUUUGACCCCAUGGGUCAGGCUUUAUGUAAACGGACACUGAAUAUUGUGGAGAACCUGAAUGAAACACAUGGAGAGAAGCUGCGUUUCUAUCUGAGUAAGGCAGAUGAGGCAGGAUCUGAAAGUGACAGACAGCGAGUGCUGAUGCAGAUCGUUCAGGAGCUGUGCAAGAGGCCUGGCCUGAACAAGUGUGGGUUUGACAUGCCAACAAUCUACAUUCCUAAUCCCAACAAGACGAGCCGCUGUGUGAAUCAAAUUGAUGAGGUGUGCAAGGCAAUAGAGAAGACUAUUAACCAGACUGUGCAGAACACAUUGAAUUCCUUGGAAAAGGACUGUGAGGUCAUUGCAGAUGUGGUGACUGGUAUCCUUAAGGAGGACAGUGAAGUGUCUUUGUACAACAGGAAGGCACGUACCAAGGGCUGCCUAUUUGGGCUCAUCGGUUUCAUGUUGCCCGUCUUUCUACUGGUCACCCUGAUCUUUGGAAACCUGUCACGGGAGCUGCUGGUUGUCAGUCUGGGGGAGAAAAUGACACAGACUCUUGCAGUCUAUUUGGCUCCUAUGCACACGUUUUGGGCAUUUAUUCCUGAUGAUCAGGAAAUGUACAUCUUCCUGGGCCUAGCUGUUCUUUCUUUUCUUUUCCUUCUCCUUGCCCGAUUCUCUUUCAGGACCAAGACAGCUCUGAGCAGGAAGCAGAAACGGCAGCUCACAGAAAAGAGAGAAUAUGUCCAAGAUGUGGUCAAGGUGAAAAAGAAAGAACUGUAUGAGGAGUAUCUUCGGCAAAGCAUUGGAGACCAUGAUAUGAAUUGAAGGAUUUUGACUAGAACUUCAAACUACCUCUCCCUAUUAUUUGAUUAGGAAAAAUUCAACAUCCAGGCUCUUCAGUUGUAUAAUACUACACGUUUAUAUCCCGGGGUGGGAUGGUGUUCUGGGUAAUGGUCUCUGGUAGCUAGAUUUCCCUUUGACUUUGGACUUUGUUGGCCUCUCUCUGUCUUAACUUUAGUGUUGUCACAGCUUUGUGCUGCUCCAGUACCAGCCCAGGUGCUUCAUGAUUGGAAAGAUUCUCUGAUUGCUUUUGACUCAAGUAGGUGGCAAUUAAAAUAAUAUUGGAUAAAAGGAAAGAUCCAGCUUGAAAUUUUAAAACACCAAACUCGUGUUUUUGUAAAUUGCUACAUUCCAAAAAUUUAUGCUGUGGAUAUUGAAAGACUUGUGGAAGUGGCUUUGCAUCGCAGACCUUGCUUGGUGACCUCUCAAAGCAAUCUGUAGUAAACUGCAGCUCCACAUGUGCUUUGAUCUCGUCUUGCUACUUGUAGGAAUUUUUAGCACUGCUUCCUUUACCCUUUGCAGCCUUUUUAGCACCACUAAGGAGCUUCAUCCCACUGUCUGCAUACCUUCUACCAUCUCAAAUUUUAUCUGAGAACUAUAUCAAGAGGCAGGUUGAGAAGUGCCUUUUAUGACUUGUAUUACCAGGGAUAUAAAAAUAAAAAAAGAUUUGAGGUAUUGCACAACCUGUAUGUGAUGGCUCUAAAAAAAAUCUGGGUGACCUUUGAGAAUUCUUCAAAGUAACAGCAACACCCCACCCCCCCCCCAUGUAAGCUGUAGAAAAGAUAUGUGCCUUGCAGACCAGCAAUACAAUUAAUUUUUCUUGCAGAUAGUUUGUUGGGUGGAGGGUUGUGUUUUCUAGGUUUGCUGUUUACCCAUAAAUGUGUGCUUUGUAUACUUAAUAUCUAUCACACAACAAACUGCCUUCUUGUAGCCCCAAAAGACCUAGGAGUGAGACUAGCCACAUUUUCCUGCAACGUAGGGUUCCAUUGAUCUCUGUGGUGUUAUUGUAUUUACUGUCCUUAUUUAAAGAUAAAGCGGAACAGUUGCAGUGAUGGGACACUGUAGCACUCUUGUUCUGUAAAUAGCUGGGGUACAAAGCUAGCUUCCUUGUAUGUGAGUACAUCUGUUACACUGUUUAGCUAGGAUUUGCUGUUACAUUUUACACUAAUGUGUAGGCUCAGGAGCUGCUUAUCUGGGGUGGAUCACUAUUUUCUAAACAGUUUCCUUGUUAGCUGUACAUAGACUAACAUUGCUCAGUUCGAGAGCAAUAAUAUUUUGUUUACAGUUGGACAUUACAUCAGUGUAUGUUUACAUUUCAUUAACUUCUUGAAGUUUUGAAACUGUACAUUUGUUAUAGUUAUUCACCCACAUAUUUAUUAGUCUGUGCACUGUCUUGUUAGAUUUUGAAUAAUGAUGGUUGUUUAUUGUUGAAAGGUGUAGUAAUACUGGAACAAAAGAAACUGCUGGAGGCUGCUAUGAAACACUUGGUUACUGUCUCACCAGAUGGAUUGCUUUUGUAAGAGAACUGUCCUGAAUUACUUAUGAUCCUGUUCAAGAUUUAGAAAUUCUGAUUUAAUCCUGCCACAUAUUUAACAGUUUGCUGGACAUCACUGUUUCUGAACUUUGCUUUGUUUAUAUCUUGGAAUCAGUUUAUAAUGUCCUCCAGAAUUCUGUAGUUAAGGAGAGGUCUUCGCCACAACCAGUGCAGUUUUGGUUACAUGCAGGGUAGACACCCCUGUACUAGAAAAUGCCAGUAAUUAGAACACUAGGAUCUGCAAUAAAUAAUUGCCUUGGAGAAGAAAAUUCUGUAGGCUUAGCACAGUUCUACUUUAACAGCAUAGUAGACAAGUGUUGCAUAUUAUCAGCAUUUAACAUAUUGUUUACAUUUGGAUACUUGAAAUGAGACAUGGAGCAAAGACUUGUUUGUUACAGUCAUACUGUGACAAGCUUGUCCUGUUUUAUCAUGGUGCCUUUUACCAUGUACUAUGCACAUUUACAGGAUGUUAUUCUAACAGUACUCCAGUGGGUUUGUGCAUUAAUACAGGUGGUCUUUGGGGGAUUGGCAUAUGUACAGUAAGGUAUUCCACAAAGUUAUCAGUUAUUCAUAUUUUUUUUAACAUUUAUUUAACACUGUCAUUGUCUACUAACAAAAUGUGUUUUAGAUAAGUAUUCCUAAUUCCAGCAUAAAAAACAAUCUGGCUAUUUUAUAUUGAUGAAAAGCACUAGGAACGUUAACACAAGGUAUUUUCAGUAUAUUUUGUCAUGCACUGAUGUUCUGCAUUGGUUUACUAACAUCACAGAGAUGAAGUGUGCCUUAAAAGGGGCCGCUGCUUGGUAUCUGUCAGCAUGGAACUGGCCACAGUUUAUCAAGAAAAGUAAGAAAUUACUAGGUGUAGGACUUUGUAAGGAUUGGAUCUCCACAGAACAGUCCUUGUGUGACAAUAUCUGUUAUGGAAAGUUGUGAUGUUCCACAGCCUUGUGCACACCAUUAUUGUCAAGGGGCAGCAUACUGGAACUUGGAAAGAAAAAUCUUUGUGAGAGCCUUUGCAGUUGCGUACCUGUUGGCCAAAGUGAAUGGUGUGUGGUAUUAGUAGCAAUCUUUGGGCAUGUGAUCUGUAGGCUGCAUAUUUGAGUAAUGACUUUCUUAGUCUACUUUGGAUUUUCAUAUUGCUAAAGUAUUUUUGCCUGCUCCUGUAUGUGGUAAGAACUGUUGUUGUGGCAAAGUCAUUUAGAACCAAACAGUCUUUAGUAAAUAUGAAAUAUGUUUAAUCUUAGAUUAAUACGAGUGAAAGUAUCAUUUACCUCUAUAACAGUGUACAAGUCUGCCAGAUGUUUGCCAAACAUUCAUUGCUGCAUCUGUGAGAUCUGCACUGUGUAACAUUUGCAGUAGUGUUUGUGGUCUGCAUUUACAGUACUUCUGCAUUAAGUUCACUACAGUAGUAAUGUUUAUAAUUAUCUAGAAUUUUUUUCUAUAACCGUGUUUAGUACCAUUGAUGUUGACAGUAGCAGAAUUCUCUGUAGUAGUUGCAAUGUUUACAUUAUCUAGCUUUUGUUUCUAUAAUUUUGUUGCCAGUACUGUAGUUCACUAUGGUACCUGUAGUGUUUACAUUGUCUGGCAUUUGUUUCUGUAACUGUGUUCAGUACCACUGAUGACAGUACCACAGUUCAUUACAGUAGUUGUAAUGUUUACAUUACCUAGCUUCUGUUCCUCUAACUGCUGUCCACUAUCUUUGUUCACAGCACCUUUGAUGCUGACACUGCAGGAGUUCAGUUUAGUAGCUGUAUUGUUUAAAUUUUUAGCAUUUGUUGGAAAUAUCUGUAUUAUUUUGUUCACUACAGCAGCUGUGCACUGCCUUUUAUCACAACAGAAAAGACAGCAGUGGCAGUAAUGUCCUCUUUUUCUCCAGAAUAAUGUGAAUGGUAUACAGAUGUGUUUUGUGAAAGUGGGAGGAAAUUACAGUUGUAACAUUUGGAUUAUGUUGGCCCCCUUUUUUGAAUUCUAAGUACUCGGAUGGAGACUAGGAGGUCAGGUGACCAGGGUUUCAGAGAGAAACAAAUUUUAUUAAUCCUGGUCUUAAUUAUUGAAGCAGUAAUCACCCCAACACAUCUGGCACUAGUCUUUCCAGGGUUUUUUUUUUUUUUGCACUUUCUUACCUUUAGGGUGAAAUCAUUUUUUUGUUUUCAAAAUUUGCCCGUUUGCAGCCCAGUGUUGCAGAGGCAUGGCAUCUGUUUUUACAGGUUGCUACCCAAGCUUAGUAAUGGACUAAAGCGGACUAGUGUGAUAAGAUGAAAUGGCCAGUAGCAAGUUGUAACACAGGGACGAGGGUUUCAGGAAGCCUUAUUGCUGUGCGACCUCUGGUGGAGACAGGAGCUUCACAUGCCAGAUACAUAAUUACAGGGGGCUGCAACAGUGACAUCUCUGGAAUCCGUGCACUAGCCAGUCCAUAAUGUAGAGAAUUUGAUGAGCCAGUGUAAGGUUUACGAGUGCUGAGACUGUGCACUUAACUCCCUCCUCCUCCUCUGACUGCAAGUGAGAUACCAUCAACUUUGACCUUCCAGAAGAGUUUGGGUGGAGUAUCUGGUGAAACUUUAUGCCUAUGCCAGGGGUAUGUGGAUGGAGUAAUGGGUGGGGUGGAAGCCAGGAAAAGAUCUGUAGGACUGUACGUCACUGGGAGGGGAGAAAUUAAAAAUAAAAAUGCUUCCACUUGCAAGUAGCUAUGAUAAAUGAAGGCAGUCAGAUUCAAGGUUACAGAGAGAGAUACGAGAAAGAAAUCUGGCUGGAUCCCACAUCCAAUGUAAUCAUCAUGGUUGUACACUGCAUUGUACAGUUUAGUAAUGCGUUCAAGUUUUCUGUUUCCUGACACAUGCCAAUAAGUAAUGUGAUCUUUCAUCACAAAGACAAGGUGUGACAAGCAUUCUUGAACCACUGUACAUGCAAACUUAAAGUAAGGUAUUCCACUUAAACUUCACUCAAGGAGAUUCUUUUGAUAGCAUUUUCAUAAGUUUUUUUUUGUUAUAAGUAAUGUAAAUGCUUACAUAUAACAGAAUAGUGCUUUCUGGUGUACAGUUACUCAAACUAGUAUUGGGUGCCCACCCCAAAGAAAGUGCAUUUUAUGUUGAUAAUUGUUAUUUUCAAAAAGAUUCUGCUAGGGCAAGUAAAAAUGCUGUUGCUGUUAGAUACAGCUCCCAUAGAUUUUAAGUACAGUUUACAGAAAAAGGAGAUUUGCAGUCUAUCUGCUACAGCUGACAGUCCUUCCAUUGGAAUGAUUCCUGUGUUUUUAUUAGAGCAUUAGUAAUGUCUCCUGAAAGCACAUAUUUGUACUACUUGUUAAAAACUAAUUAAACAUAUUCAAACAACUUGGAAAAA
Messenger RNA from Protopterus annectens (West African lungfish), 6496 nucleotides. RefSeq lists its product as uncharacterized. Bases 85 to 1614 code for a protein of 509 amino acids. The transcript is spliced from 12 exons. Lineage: Eukaryota; Metazoa; Chordata; Ceratodontiformes; Protopteridae. The record is from RefSeq and is a predicted model, not a curated record. Gene Ontology annotation, molecular function: GTPase activity.